Molecule: messenger RNA, 3149 nt
Organism: Oryza brachyantha (malo sina)
Lineage: Eukaryota; Viridiplantae; Streptophyta; Magnoliopsida; Poales; Poaceae
Product: pentatricopeptide repeat-containing protein At3g22150, chloroplastic
Exons: 1
Coding region: 101-2500 (799 amino acids)
Biological process (GO): RNA modification
Molecular function (GO): RNA binding; protein binding
Source: RefSeq, a predicted model, not a curated record
CCCAGCUCGGCGACGCGCGAAGCAACGGAAGGGAUGAGGAGAUGAGCGGAAGCUGCAGGGGUGGAGACGUCGUCACCGCGAGGCGCCGCGCCACCCUCUCAUGUUCUCUCCUCGCUGCGCCGUCUCGCUCUCUGCCACCGCCGCGACCACCACCUCCAAUGGCGCCGGUGGCGGGGGCGGCGGGAGGAGGAAGCCGCCGGCGUCGCAGGUGAAGAAGCUGUGCAAGCAGGGGCGGCUGGAGCACGCGCGGCGGCUGCUGCUGGAGGUGCUGCCGCGGCCGCCGCCGACGCUGCUCUGCAACGCGCUCCUCAUCGCCUACGUGUCCCGCGCGCUCCCGGAGGAGGCGCUCCGCCUCUACGCGCUCCUCAACCAUGCGGCCCGCCCGCCGGUGCGCUCCGACCACUACACCUACUCCUCCGCGCUCACGGCCUGCUCCCGCUCCCGCCGCCUCCGCCUCGGGAGGUCCGUCCACGCGCACCUCCUGCGGCGCGCACGCUCCCUCCCCGACACCGCCGUCCUCCGCAACUCACUCCUCAACCUCUACGCCUCCUGCGUGAGGUACAGGGAUGCACGCGUCGACGUCGUCCGGAGGCUGUUCGACACAAUGCCUAAGAGGAAUGUCGUUUCUUGGAACACACUGUUCGGCUGGUACGUUAAGACCAGGCGUCCCCAGGAAACCCUCGAGCUAUUUGUGCGAAUGCUUGAGGAUGGCUUCAGGCCCACGCCAGUCAGCUUCGUGAAUACAUUUCCGGCAACCGUAGCCGCUGAUCCAAGCUGGCCAUUCCUGCUGUACGGAUUACUUGUGAAGCAUGGGAUAGAGUAUAUCAAUGAUCUCUUUGUUGUGAGCUCAGCAAUCGACAUGUUUUCUGAAUUUGGCGAUGUUCAGUCAGCUCGCAGAGUGUUUGAUCAUGCUGCCAAGAAGAAUACUGAGGUUUGGAAUACCAUGAUAACUGGGUAUGUACAAAAUGGCCACUUUUCUGAAGCCAUUGAUCUCUUCAGCCAAAUUUUGGGAUCUCGAGAGGUUCCCCUGGAUGUUGUGACCUUCUUGUCAGCCCUCACAGCAGCCUCACAGUCACAGGAUGUUAGCUUGGGUCAGCAGCUGCAUAGCUAUUUGAUUAAAGGAAUGCACAGGACUUUGCCUGUAAUACUGGGUAAUGCAUUAGUUGUAAUGUACUCGAGAUGUGGCAAUGUCCAAACUGCAUUUGAUCUAUUUGACCGUUUGCCAGAGAAGGACAUUGUUACUUGGAAUACCAUGGUGACUGCUUUUGUGCAGAAUGAUUUUGACUUGGAAGGUUUGUUGCUGGUUUAUGAGAUGCAGAAAUCAGGUUUUGCUGCUGAUUCUGUGACGUUGACUGCAGUUCUGUCUGCAGCAUCAAAUACUGGAGACCUUCAGAUUGGUAAACAAUCACAUGGUUACCUUAUCAGGCAUGGCAUUGAGGGUGAGGGCUUGGAGAGCUACCUAAUAGACAUGUAUGCAAAAUCUGGCCGUGUAGAAAUGGCUCAGAGAGUGUUUGACAGCUUUAAAAAUGCCAAGAGGGAUGAAGUCACUUGGAAUGCCAUGAUAGCAGGAUACACACAGAGUGGGCAGCCUGAAAAGGCACUCUUAGUAUUCCGGGCAAUGCUUGAGGCAGGUCUUGAACCUACUUCAGUGACAAUUGCUUCGGUGCUACCUGCAUGUGAUCCUGUUGGAGGAUGUGCAGGGAAGCAAAUACAUUGUUUUGCGGUGCGCCAUUGUUUGGAUACCAAUGUCUUCGUAGGUACAGCUCUUAUUGACAUGUACUCUAAGUGUGGUGAGAUCACUAUAGCAGAAAACGUCUUUGCUGGCAUGACUGGAAAGAGCACUGUCACCUAUACGACAAUGAUAUCUGGUCUUGGUCAGCAUGGUUUCGGCGAAAAUGCGCUUGCUCUUUUCAACUCCAUGCUAGCAGAGGGAUUAAAACCCGAUGCAGUGACUUUCUUGUCUGUGAUUUCAGCAUGUAAUUACUCUGGACUGGUCGACGAAGGACUAGCUUUGUACAGGUCAAUGGACGCAUUUGGACUUUCAGCUACUCCUCAGCACCACUGCUGUGUUGCAGACUUGUUGGCUAAAGCAGGAAGGGUGGAGGAAGCAUACGAGUUUAUCGAGCGGCUGGGGGAGGAGGGCAACUUUGUUGCCAUCUGGGGAGCGCUGCUUGUAUCCUGCCGAGCUCAGGGCAAGCAGGAGUUGGCAAAAUUGGUGACAGAGAAGCUGCUUGACAUCGAGAAGCAGUAUGGUCAUGCAGGCUAUAACGUUUUGUUGUCACAAGUACUUGCUGCUGAAAGUAACUGGAGUAGUGCUGAUAGUCUGAGGAAGGAAAUGAAGGCAAGGGGGUUGAAGAAAGAAGCAGGCUCUAGUUGGAUUAAAAUCCAGAACACAGCAUCGCAACACAGGUUUAUUGAGAAAAAACAAAAUUACCUUGAAAAUGAGCACAUCUUCUCGAUUCUGAAUGGUGAUACCGGCAGUAUGGAUGGAGUCAUUUAACAAGUUGAAAGUACUGCACGUAACAUGGAAUGCCGCGAGAUUUUUUGUGGUCUAAGCUCAUGCUGACAGGCUGACAGAUUAGUCUCCUGGUUUACGGUUUACCUGACUUGUCUCCACUCAGUAAUCAGAAUUGGUGCACCUCUGGAAUAUUUGACUGCAGGGUAACUCGGUCCGCGCAUGCAAUAUCAGACGGCCACACAAUAAACUUGUUGCUGCGACAUAAAUCUAUGCAUGCAGUUGAGAGUCCGCGCAUGCAAUAUUCGACGGCCAGAUGCAAAAUAAGUUGCUCUUACAGGUGGUCAGUUUGUAACUUGUGUACUUGACAAGCAUAGCGCAGUCCUUAGACGAAUUUUGUGUGAACUGUACAGCAAUUGCCUAUAAUUGUUUCUAGUGAUAAGGUGGGUACUGUCAUGUGCUUUUUAGAUCCAAUUGGUGCUGUAAUAUGUCAAGAGCAAGCACUCGGAUACACGAUCAUACGAGCAAUGUGAUUAUGUGAACGAUAUUUUUCUUUUGUUGUAAAUGUAUAUGCAGCAUCUCAAAUGAAUAUUAUUCCCACAUGGUUAUGGCCAAUGCAAAGGUGAACUUUGUGUUGAAUUAUCUGUAACUAAUCAUGCACUACAUGUUUUAAACUCGAGUGGACCUCUUCCAA